AUGCCAUUCUCUUCAACUGCAACUAUUCAUGGCGAUGAUCGUCUGAACCGAGUUAGCGAUGUGGCGCCUCCUAUUAAUGUUUCUACCACCUUCCGCUACGACGAUGAGCAUCUCGAGCCUGCUACUAUCUCUACGGGGACACACACUUCAGAUAGCCCGAUGAUAUACUCCAGACUCGGGCACCCGAAUGCUGAUCGUUUAGAAGUUGUUCUUACAGAGAUUCUUGAUGGGCCAACAGUUGUUUAUGCGUCGGGACUCGCAGCUUACCACGCGAUCUUGAUCCACGUCAAUCCAAAAAGGCUCUUUCAGCCGCAUUGCUAUCACGGCUGUGAGGCUGUGGCUAAAAUCAUCUCAAGGAUUAGUGGUAUGGAAAUUUUGCCCCUUGAGAAUCUCGAGGAUAAAUGCCAGUCCGGGGACCUAGUACACUUAGAGGACCCUGGAAAUCCAUACGGCGAGGUAGUGAAUCUCGAUGAAUUCGCCGAAAAAAUCCACCGGGCAGGAGCCUUAAUGUUGGUUGAUUCGACUCUUGCCCCUCCUCCUCUCAGAAACACCUGGGAAUUUGGGGCUGACAUCGUGAUGCACUCUGGUACUAAGUACUUUGGUGGACAUUCAGACCUUCUUAGUGGCAUCGUAAGCGUUCGUGAUGAGAAAGUUGCUCAGCAGUUGAGAAACGAUAGGACAUAUCUAGGAACGAUCCCUGCCAGCCUUGAAAGCUAUCUUUUGCUGAGGUCCUUGAGAACAAUGGAGAUCAGGGUUUUAAAGCAGUCCAGUAAUUGUACCCGUCUUGUGGAGUAUCUUGCUUCUCAUAAGGACAGAUAUAACUCUGUGGUAAAGGAUAUUCGCCACGCCAGUCUUCAGAAAGAAGAAUUCGUGAAGAAACAGCUGCCUGGCGGAUAUGGCCCUGUGUUUUCCCUUUUACUGUUUUCACAAGAACAAUGUAAAUUACUCGUGAAAAACACGGUCCUUUUUCAACAUGCGACAUCCUUAGGAGGUGCUGAAUCCCUCAUAGAAUGGAGGGCUAUGAGCGAUCCUUUUGCAAACCGUAACCUAAUCAGGGUUUCAGUCGGUCUAGAGAAUGCAGAAGAUUUGAUUGAAGAUCUUGCAGGUACUCUUGAAAAAAUAGAAAAGGGAGAUCUGACUUGGUAG
Lachancea thermotolerans CBS 6340 is the source of this 1146-nucleotide messenger RNA. Its product is annotated as putative cystathionine beta-lyase. Gene Ontology annotation, biological process: transsulfuration. Bases 1 to 1146 code for a protein of 381 amino acids. The record is from RefSeq and is a predicted model, not a curated record. Gene Ontology annotation, molecular function: pyridoxal phosphate binding; carbon-sulfur lyase activity. Gene Ontology annotation, cellular component: cytoplasm. The transcript has a single exon. Lineage: Eukaryota; Fungi; Ascomycota; Saccharomycetes; Saccharomycetales; Saccharomycetaceae.